UCUUGUUACGCAAUAUGGUAUCAGAGCUAAUUUUUCCACAUUUUUCUUCGAUCGGUGAUUUCUCUUGUUCAGAGAUCAUCUUCUUACUUUGAUUCCAUUUGAUGAUUUCAUUGUUUCGAAAUCAUCUUGGUUCGAUUUCGUUAUUUGAUGAUUUCAUAGUUUCGAAAUCAUCUUUUCCUCUUUGAUUGUUGAAAUUGAUUGUUCAAAUUCAUCAAUUCUUUCUCGAUCUUUUUUAUUCUUCUUGUUAUUUUCAAUGGUGAAUCCAAAUAAUCCACUGAAUAAUGGAAUUCUAGAACAAACAUCUUCAAACGAUCCAUUUUACAUCCAUCAUUCGGUUAAUCUGGGAUCAAUUCUUGUAUCACAAGUCCUUACAGGAGAGAAUCACGCUUCUCGGAGUAGUUCUAUGAAAAUCACUUUAUUAGCCAAGAACAAAUUUGACUUUGUUGAUGAUACGAUCCCACAACCAGAUGUUACUGAUCCUGAAAAAUUGAAGUUAUGGUUACGUAACAACAACAUCAUUAUUUUAUGGAUACUUAACAUAGUUUCUAAAGAAAUUUAUGCAUCAAUCAUAUAUCUGGAGACAACUUCGGCUAUCUGGAAGGAAUUGUGUGCAAGGUUUCAACAAAACAAUGGACCUCGUAUAUUUAAGAUAAAAAGGAAUCUCAUGAAUCUUACUCAAGGUUUUCCACAUGGUUAUCGUACCAAUUUUCAAGGUCAAAGUUCAAAGAUCAAUGUCGCUACUAUUGAUACUGGAGGAAGUCAAGUCCAAAAUCCAAUUGGUUCUGAAAAUAAUGAUGUUGUGACUAGAUUAACAAAUGAACAAUGUCAACAAAUCAUUGCAAUGCUAUCAGGAAAACUUGAAUCUGUUAAUGUUGUUUCUUCCAAAAAUACCCCUGCGGGUAAUCAUUUCAUUCUUACUUUGAAUGAAGGUCUUUUUAAAUCUAAUGUUUGGAUUCUUGACUCCGGGGCCACAAGUCAUGUGUGUAAUAACAAAGACAUGUUUCAUAAUAUGAGAUAUGCUACAAAUACUAGAAUUAGAUUACCAAAUCAACUUCUUAUUCAAGUUGAAAAGGUUGGAAGUAUUAAAUUGAAUGAUCAGUUGGUGUUGCAAGAUGUAUUGUUUGUUCCUCAAUUCGAGUUGAACUUGGUAUAUGUAAAUUCUUUAACAGCUCAUGACAAGGAUUUAAUGGUGAAUUUGUAUCAUGAUCAUGCUAUCAUCAAGCAUAUUUCCAACAAUAGUGUGAUUGGCAAUGGUGAAGUAUUAGCUAGGUUGUACGUGCUGAAAGUGGAGGAAGUUCAAGGUUUUGCAAGUGUUGUUACUACACAAAGAUGGAAUCAACGUUUAGGUCAUCCUUCUUUUAAUAAAAUCAAAUGUUUAGACAAUGUGUUGAAUUGUGGAAACCAUUUUACUUCAAAUCUUUGUACUGUUUGUCCUAUUGCAAAACAGAAGAGAUAACCUUUCA
Messenger RNA from Lactuca sativa (garden lettuce), 1463 nucleotides. The record is from RefSeq and is a predicted model, not a curated record. Lineage: Eukaryota; Viridiplantae; Streptophyta; Magnoliopsida; Asterales; Asteraceae.